AUGCCUACCGUGUUUCACCGCGAGGUGGCCCACAAGGUCUCUGAUCUCGAAAGCCAGCAGACGGUGUCCUCAAUUGCCGAGAACCGUGCAGAGCACCAUGCGUUAGUGUGGAAAAAUGUCAGCUUCGAAGUCUCCAAGAAGGGCGUCAAGAAGACGAUCCUCUCAAAUCUCUCGGGAUACGUCUCCUCUGGAGAAAUGAUUGCAAUCAUGGGACCGUCUGGUGCGGGAAAAAGUACCUUCCUCGACCUGAUUGCUCAACGGACGCAGCCUUCUUCGGGCGCGAUCGAACUGGAUAGUACAGCAAAGUUUCGGAUGCGUGAUUAUUCUUCAUAUGUCGAACAAGAUGACGCUCUACUUGGUGUCCUCACAGUGCGAGAGACAGUCGAGUUUGCCGCAAAACUGAGCAUGCCGGCUUCUACCCCUCCCGAAGUCGUGCGGCAACGCGUGGAUUCGACCCUCACCAUGCUGGGUAUUUCGCAUGUAGCAGACAAUAUCAUUGGCACAGCAAUUCAACGCGGAGUCAGUGGCGGGCAAAAGCGCCGAGUCACGAUUGCGUGCGCGGUGGUGGCUCGUCCAGACUUCCUCAUCCUCGAUGAGCCCACUUCAGGACUUGACUCGGCUACUUCUACCGAGGUAGUUCGAGCAGUACAGCGGCUUACGCAGACCACUAAUUCUGUAACACUUUGCACGAUCCAUCAGCCAUCUUACGAGACGAUUUCGCAUUUCGACAAGGUCCUGCUCCUUGCUAACGGACGAACACUCUUCUUUGGAAGCGUCACUGCAAUGGAGGAGCACUUUUCCGUUCUUGGCUAUCCUACUCCCACCCACUUCAACCCAACUGAUCACGCCAUGACUCUUAUCAACACCGACUUUACCUCGUUGUCUACUUUAGACUCAGACCUACGAGAGACGAAGGAGAACGUCAUUGCGCGUUACGAUACGUUCGUCAAUGCCUGGCAGAUAUGCGAAAGAAGCGACCCGUCCAUUGUAUCACCACUAUGCGGUGUCCCGAACACCCUAAGCCCUCCAAAAGAGGGCGGGAAGAUUAACAGCGUGCCGCAGGAUAUGUACCGCACGUGGGUCCUUGCUCAGAGGACGUUCCUGAACUACCGGCGAAAUAUCUUGAACCAUGGCAUUCGUCUGGCUAUGUAUAUCGGGAUGAGUCUCAUGUUAGCGGUUAUCUGGAUCAGGUUGCCAAAGGAUGACCAACGUAUCAACGACCGUCUCUCUGUUCACUUUUAUGGUGUCGCAUUCUUGAGUUUCAUGAGCGUCGCUGGUAUCCCAUCCUUCCUGGAAGAACGCUCGCUCUUCAUCCGCGAGCGCGACAACGGACUUGUUGGCCCAGGUGCAUUCAUCAUCUCCAACACGCUUGUCACCCUUCCGUUCAUGUUCAUUUGUGCAAUAUCCUUCUCUCUGAUCUGUUAUUGGGCAAUUGGCUUGCAUCCGGGUGCGACAGCGUUCUGGCGCUUCACGUUCUUUCUUUUCCUCGCAACAAUAGCUGCAGAGAGUCAGAGCGUGCUUGUUGCUGCGAUUCUUCCCAUCUUCGUGGCGUCCCUUGCAGUGGCCAGCUUCAUGAACGGCUUCUGGAUGAGCGUCGGCGGAUACUUCAUGCAGACUCGCAAUUUACCGGCUUUCUGGCGUGACUGGGCUCAUUGGAUUGACUACCAGAACUUUGCCUUCGCAAACUUGGUGAAGAAUGAUUUUACAGGCUUGGUCUUCACUUGCCAAACACUCGCGGAUGGCUCAUGCCAGUGCUCAUACGCGAGCUCGCUCAUUGCCCAGGGUCAAUGUGCCGUAUCAGGCCAGGACGUGCUCGACCAACUGGAGAUUGCUGGCAUUGACAUCGGGCUGUACACUGGUAUACUCAUCUGCAUCAUCGCGGUGUACCGGGUGAUGCUGUAUCUCGCACUCGUGCUGCGCAGGAAGUAG
This is a messenger RNA of Sparassis crispa, 1929 nucleotides long. RefSeq lists its product as hypothetical. The coding region runs from base 1 to 1929 and encodes 642 amino acids. NCBI's taxonomy places the organism in Eukaryota, Fungi, Basidiomycota, Agaricomycetes, Polyporales, Sparassidaceae. The transcript has 15 exons. The record is from RefSeq and is a predicted model, not a curated record. Gene Ontology annotation, molecular function: ATP binding; ATP hydrolysis activity; ABC-type transporter activity. Gene Ontology annotation, cellular component: membrane.